GAGCUAUUGAAUUCGGACGAGCUGAUCUAUUCGGUCAAUAUCUAUGUCUGCACAACCCAUCGUAGGCGGAGUAACAGCGGUCAGAUCUGUUCGGUUGAGGGGCCCCACCGUAGGGGCAGUGUCUUUGGUGCAUACCAAAGCCUAGAUAGAUGCCUGAAUAUCAAUUGUGUUGUUGCAUAAAGUGUUAUUAAAGAGGGAGAUCGGUCUAUUCGUGUGAACAGUUGUCCUCGUUUCUUCACUCAAAGCACCAGGUGGCACUCUUGCUCUGGUACCCCCAAAAUGGCUCAUCGAAGUGGGCAGGAUGACCCGGAGCGGUACCUGUUUGUGGACCGCGCUGUGGUCUACAACCCGGCCACGCAGGCCGACUGGACAGCCAAGAAGGUGGUGUGGAUCCCUUCAGAGCGCCAUGGCUUUGAGGCGGCCAGCAUCAAGGAGGAGCGGGGAGAGGAGGUGGUGGUGGAACUGUCAGAGAACGGCAAGAAGGCCAUGGUCAAUAAGGAUGACAUUCAGAAGAUGAACCCGCCCAAGUUCAGUAAGGUGGAAGACAUGGCCGAGCUCACCUGCCUGAACGAGGCCUCAGUGCUGCACAACCUCAAGGACCGCUACUACUCUGGCCUCAUCUACUCCCUCAGUGAGGCCCCAGUACAGCACGGUGGCGUAGCCUGUGGCUCCCUGCCCAUCUGA
This is a messenger RNA of Coregonus clupeaformis (lake whitefish), 684 nucleotides long. Its product is annotated as myosin-10-like. NCBI's taxonomy places the organism in Eukaryota, Metazoa, Chordata, Actinopteri, Salmoniformes, Salmonidae. Bases 280 to 684 code for a protein of 134 amino acids. Gene Ontology annotation, cellular component: myosin complex. The transcript has 3 exons. The record is from RefSeq and is a predicted model, not a curated record. Gene Ontology annotation, molecular function: cytoskeletal motor activity; actin filament binding; ATP binding.